AUGUCACAAAAUCACUCACCUCCCAGUGGGCACGACUCGCUUUCUGCUACGGCUCGCGCCCGCCACAGGUACCUCAUUCGCCUCUCCAUGUUCCCAUCCAUUUCCGAACUAGAGACGUCCGUACAUCAACCAAGCGCUCUAGCGCCCGAUGUAGCGCAAGCACCAAUAGAUCGGCAUAGUCUGCGCUCGAGGAUAUACUACGGCACACAAGAGCUGCGGCCAAAUGUGCCAGUAAAUCCCCAGCCCACUGCUGAAGAUGUAGCACGCCGAUCAAGGAAAUCUGGAGUUCGGUUUGGUACACACGACACACCCAUAAGCGAUGCAUCAGGAAGACGCCAAUCUAAGAUCGGAGACAUGGAAGACAUCACCUUCGGCCUCGAUGCUGCGCUGACGUCAAGGAGCAACGACGUUGGCCAGUGUGAUGAACAAGCUAUGAACGCCAACGAGACGCAGAACGGGACCACAGAGGGGUCGAAAUUGCCGGACGCGUCACGCACAAGGCCGAAGACCUGGCAUGAUGAAGAACGAGGUUUAGGUGAGAGCUUUGAGAUGGUACAGAAUGAGGACGAAUUGACUGAAGACUUUGAAGAGGUCGACCGAGACAUUCCGACGGCCUUCAAUGGCAAGGUGCCACGUUGA
Alternaria arbusti is the source of this 639-nucleotide messenger RNA. RefSeq lists its product as uncharacterized. The record is from RefSeq and is a predicted model, not a curated record. The transcript has 2 exons. The coding region runs from base 1 to 639 and encodes 212 amino acids. NCBI's taxonomy places the organism in Eukaryota, Fungi, Ascomycota, Dothideomycetes, Pleosporales, Pleosporaceae.